UUUCAGACGGAAAUCCCGCGAGAUGAUAACAAAAUACUACUUCCGGUGCUGCAAGAAGGCGAGCUUCACAGCACAAGAAACAUGGAAAAAAUGUCAAGGGUCACCACAGCUCUUGGCAGCAAUGCGAUCAGUGGCAGAACCAUGUUCUGCCACUUGGACGCACCGGCUAACGCGAUCAGCGUGUGCCGUGAUGCCACGCAGGUGGUUGUAGCAGGACGGAACAUUUUUAAGAUCUACGCACUCGAGGAGGAGCAGUUCGUGGAAAAACUGAAUCUCCGCGUCGGCCGCAAACCGUCGCUGAACUUCAGCUGCGCCGAUGUCAUGUGGCAUCAGAUGGAGGAGAACCUGCUGGCCACGGCGGCCACCAACGGGGCGGUGGUGACGUGGAAUCUGGGGAAACCCUCUCGCAACAAGCAGGACCAGCUAUUUACUGAGCACAAGCGCACCGUCAACAAAGUGUGCUUCCACCCAACAGAGGUUUACAUGCUGCUAAGUGGUUCACAGGACGGCUUCAUGAAGUGCUUCGACUUGCGCAAGAAGGAGUCUGUGAGCACUUUCUCAGGUCAGUCAGAGAGUGUAAGGGACGUCCAGUUCAGCAUGAAGGAUUAUUUCACAUUUGCCGCAUCCUUUGAAAAUGGCAACGUGCAGCUGUGGGACAUUAGACGACCGGACCGCUAUGAAAGAAUGUUCACUGCUCACACCGGUCCGGUGUUUUGCUGUGACUGGCAUCCUGAUGACAGGGGUUGGCUGGCAACAGGGGGCAGGGACAAGAUGGUGAAGGUUUGGGACAUGACCACUAACAGAGCCAAGGAGAUCUACUGCGUCCAGACGAUUGCUUCAGUGGCACGAGUUAAAUGGCGACCUGAGAGAAAGUUUCAUUUGGCCACCUGUUCCAUGAUGGUGGACCAUAACAUCUAUGUGUGGGACAUCCGCAGACCUUUUAUUCCCUUUGCUACCUUUGAGGAACACAAGGAUGUGACUACUGGAAUUGUGUGGCGACACCAGCAUGACCCUCAUUUUCUGCUCUCUGGCUCUAAAGACAGUACGCUCUACCAGCAUAUGUUCAAGGAUGCCACACGUCCUGUGGACAAGGCUAACCCAGAGGGCCUGUGCUUUGGACUGCUGGGUGACUUGGCUUUUGCAGCCAAGGAGAGUCUAAUCACCAGUGAUGCCAACAGAAAGCCGUACCCCGGAGGCGACCGCCGCUACCCCAUGUUUUUCUUCAAGAAACCCGACCCGACAGAACAGUUUGCACAUGUGUCCAGUGCUCUCAGCGUCUUUGAGACGGACUUGGACAGUCACCGCAUGGACUGGUUUGUCAAGACGGCACAACUCUACCUCCUGAGCGGGAAGCCGUUUGCUGAGUUAUGUGAUCACAACGCCAAGGUGGCCCAGGAGCUUAAAAGACCUCAGGUUUCCACUACAUGGACAAUGCUGAGAAUAAUGUUCUCUGACCCUGCAAACCUCGCUACACCCGGUCCCAACCACAACCUCGGUAAACUCGGCACCUUGCCCUUAAUGAACAGUUUCAGUUUGAAGGAGCUGGGUUCAGGGAUGGGUGCGGAGAGCAGACUGGAGCGCAGUAAAGGUGAGAGCAGGCAGGACAACAUCCACCUGGAGCCUGGGAACUCAUACAUCAGCAAUAAUGAAGAAAACGAGGAGACGGAAGGCAGCGAGGGCCAUCCUGAGUAUAUGUUCGGCGAUGCUGAGUUGGAUGACGAUGACCUCUAUUCCAUGGAGCACGACAACCAAACAGAGGAGCAGGAGUACACGCUGCCCCAGGAGGCCUUCCAGCUGCGCCACGAGAUCGUGGAUAACCCAUCCGCUCCGGAGCACCUUCAGCAGGACAAGGCCGACUCCCCGCACGUCAGCGGCAACGAGGCCGAAGUCACCUGUUUGACACCCAUCGAAUCUUUCUCUCUCAUCUCCAUCUCCCAGCCGCUCUUCAGUCCACAUCUGCCCGCCAGCUUCUUCUGCCCCAUUGUGCGGGAGAUGCUGAGUUACUACGCUGAGCAGGGCGAUGUGCAGAUGGCCGUGUCGGUGCUUAUUGUUCUGGGGGAUCGGAUUCGCAAAGAGAUCGAUGACCUCACCCAGGAGCACUGGUACAUGUCCUACAUAGACCUGCUGCAGCGAUUCGAGUUGUGGAACGUGUCCAAUGAGGUCAUCAAACUGAGCACGUGCAGCGCCAUCACUUGCCUGAACCAGACAUCAACUACACUGCACAUCAACUGCAGCAACUGCAAGCGACCAAUGAGCAACAAGGGCUGGAUUUGUGACAGGUAUGAACACUGUGGCACCGUUUCAUUAAGGUGUAUGUGCUGA
Molecule: messenger RNA, 2322 nt
Organism: Pundamilia nyererei
Lineage: Eukaryota; Metazoa; Chordata; Actinopteri; Cichliformes; Cichlidae
Product: WD repeat-containing protein 24
Exons: 9
Coding region: 82-2322 (746 amino acids)
Biological process (GO): positive regulation of macroautophagy; cellular response to amino acid starvation; positive regulation of TORC1 signaling
Cellular component (GO): vacuolar membrane; GATOR2 complex; cytosol
Molecular function (GO): protein binding
Source: RefSeq, a predicted model, not a curated record